Molecule: messenger RNA, 996 nt
Organism: Fonticula alba
Lineage: Eukaryota; Rotosphaerida; Fonticulaceae
Exons: 5
Coding region: 190-795 (201 amino acids)
Biological process (GO): DNA replication; double-strand break repair via break-induced replication
Cellular component (GO): nucleus; GINS complex
Source: RefSeq, a predicted model, not a curated record
CUCGGCCCCGCCUCGCAUAUUCUCCCAUCCACACGUUGACGCGCCAUCGCGUCAUCUCAUCCUCGUACUCCCACGGAAGGACACGCACGUCCAUACGCGCGGGCCUGGCAACUCUCGUCCUCGCCUUGUGAAGCAUCCGCCCGACGCCCGGCCACGCGGGCUCCUUGCGCCUCGCGGCUCCAUAGCAGGAUGGCUGACACAUCCGGAGGGGGGCUGGCCCCGGCGCCGGUUCCAUCCGGCGCCUCCCUUUCACCGCCGUCCAACAGCGAGUUGGACUUCUGUGCGGAGAACGAAUUUGUGACCAUCGUUCCGGCUGUCCGGCUCCCCCGGAUGAAUCUCGUCACGGGCACCAUUGGACCAUUGCAUCCCCAGCGCGAGACCCUCGUUCCUCUCUGGCUUGCGCUGAUGCUCAAACGGGCUGGCCGGGCACGCAUCCGGCCGCCCGAGUGGCUGACCGAGGACGCCCUUCGGCUAUACCUAAAGGCGGAGAUCGCCUCGAGCGCUUUCUCGCCUCUGCCUUUCCGGUACCUGGAAAUUUCACAGCUCAUCCUCCAAGCGGCGCCGGACGAUGUGCCCGGCGCCACGAAGAUCCGCGCUCUCAUUGAGGACCUGCGGGGGCGUCGGGCGGCGAAAAUUCGCCGCGGUGUGGCCAGUGUCGUCAGCACCGAUGUUUUGAUCAGCCUUUCCAACAUGUCAGCCAUUGAAGUGAAUGAGCUGCGCCCGCAACUGCUUCAGGCCCUGCACGUCGUCAACUCCCUCGAGAAAUCAUCUCGGGUGGCUGAUGAUGCCGGCUAAGGGAGGCCAGCUUGCCGGCUCUUCCCCCUUGGCCUCGCUGCUCGGAAACUCCCCCACAAAGGGGGCACACGGUCCAAAUGAGGGCCAAGCAACGCAUCCUCGACCCUCCCCCUCCCUUCCCCAUAAAACUUGAAAACCAUCCAAACACACCCAGACACCGGUAUCAGGUCAUGAUCGGCACAAAGCAAGGGGACAAAAGAA